Messenger RNA from Huiozyma naganishii CBS 8797, 3054 nucleotides. It is a transcript of the gene SEA4, whose product is annotated as Sea4p. The transcript has a single exon. The record is from RefSeq and is a predicted model, not a curated record. Gene Ontology annotation, biological process: positive regulation of TORC1 signaling. Gene Ontology annotation, cellular component: cytoplasm. Bases 1 to 3054 code for a protein of 1017 amino acids. Gene Ontology annotation, molecular function: protein binding. Lineage: Eukaryota; Fungi; Ascomycota; Saccharomycetes; Saccharomycetales; Saccharomycetaceae.
AUGGGUCUGAUUAAGAAGGUAACGACAUGGUCCCAGGAUACGCAAUUGGACUAUCUCUCUGUGAACCCGACCAGGGAUGAAGUGACACACUUCAAAGUCGACCCGUUCGACGAAGCGGACGAGUCUAUCACGAAAUUGAACACAUUGAAGGACUUCACAAACAUUACGUGUCUUGACUAUUCAGAGAGCCAACCCGGUAUUGUGGGGGUCGGUGAGAAGGAUGGUUUUGUCAAAAUAGUCGAUGUCCUUGGCGGUAGAACUCAACUCGUCGUGAGACCUAAACAACGCCGAUGCAUCAACGCCGUCAGCAUCAACAACGUGGGACUCGUAGCCAUGGGGCUAGAUAAGCAUCGCCAGGACGCAUCCUUGCAGGUUUGGGAUAUCAACUAUCAAAAGCAAGGUGAGGACUUCGUAAACCUGUCCUUUGAAUACUGCGUGAAUGAGUCUCUCGUGUCGCUACAGUUCUUGAACGAUAUCAGCUUGUUAGUGGCCAGUACAAAGUUCAUUAAGGAAGUGGAUUUGAGAGUGAAAACACCUGUUUAUCAACACCCAACAAGAUUGUCAUAUGACAUCAAACUGAACCCGUUCAACGACUGGCAAUUUAGCAGUUACGGUGAUGAUGGGACUUUGGCCAUAUGGGACAGGAGAAAAUUGUCCGGAAAAGUAAACGCCGGCGAUCUGAACCUGGCACAACCUUUAUUGACAUUUGACAAGCUGGUUGGUGCCGGUGCCGCCUCAAGGAAGUACAUGAACUCAUGUUUCCGAUGGUCAUCUGUGCAGAACCGUGAAUUCGCAACUUUACACAGAGGUGACACUAUAAAAAGAUGGAGACUGGGUUCAAGCGUAGAGUCUGCCGAAAAUGGCGACCAGCUGGAAAACUUGUUUGUUUCAACAGUCCACGACAUAGCAACAACCUUCGACAGGGUGGCCACCUUUGAUUAUAUACCAAAGGGAGAUCACAAAACUAGUGUCAUUUGUAUGCGGCAGUCUGGUACAGUUUACAGAAUACCAAUGCUACAAAGUUAUUCAAAGACGGCGUUCAACCUCAGUAACUGUCUCUUAUUAUCAAACUAUGAAUCGUCAGUGAUUGACGAGAUCAAAGUUGCGGAAACUGAAAAGAUAGCAAACUUGCACAACGUUAACACUGCAUUGAAAACACUUUCGUUUGAAGAUCUCGGUAUCGGUGAGGAGUACGUCCCCUCAAUUAAGAGUCUCCCUUCAAAUGAUGGCUCUUCAGACCAUCUUUACGAGAAUGGAGGCGAAUAUGAUGAUGACUUGGAACACAGCAGUGUAGCCAAUUCGAGCGACCGUGGGUCACGUAACCUAACAGAAGAUGAGGACUACCAAAUCUAUUGGAAACCUAAGCGGCUUCUCCAAAAGGAUAUAAGUGUGAUCAUGCGUCUUAGAGCAAUGCUUGGAUAUGGGUUAGAUCCCAUGGCUACCGUCGAAUUGAUCGAUCAAUCAAAGGCCUUGCAAAACAACACAUACAUUAGAAACACGUGGCGUUGGUUGGCCAUUGCCAAGGCAUCAGUAGAAGAUGGAACCAUGGUAUCUGGUGAUUUAGAUCUAGGAUAUGAAGGAAUAAUCGGGAUCUGGAAUGGGUUAGCGGGACUCUCUAACCAAAACCGGUGCUCACAUGAUAUUAUGUUGACAGACAAACAACUGAACAAAGAGAUGGAAAAAAUACAUCAAGACCAAGAAGAAAAAAGAAAACCGGGAAUGAGUCAUAGAUCCUCAGUUUACGACUUUCCAGAUUCCCCAAAGAAUGUUCAGCGUAACCUAUGCCUCAUCAUCUCUGGUUGGGAUUUAUCAUCUACUGAUUACGAGGAGAAAUACAAUAUCAUCAUAAAAAAAUGGGCAUUACGAAAAGGCAGCAGCUUGGGCUGUCUCUUUGGCGAUAUUCCUAAAGCGGUAGAAAUACUGGGUUCUGCUAAAAAGGAGAGGUUGAGGUUAAUUGCAACAGCUAUAGCCGGUUAUGUGGCGUAUAAGGAUCGUCCAGAAAACAAUUCUUGGAGAAACCAAUGUAGGAAAAUGGCAUCUGAGCUGGAUGACCCUUAUUUGAGGGUUAUCUUUGCGUUCAUAGCUGAUAACGACUGGUGGGACAUCCUAUAUGAACCUGCUAUCUCGUUGCGGGAGCGGCUAGGUGUUGCAUUACGGUUUCUAAAUGAUGCUGACCUGACAAGAUUUCUCGACAGAACCUCUUCAACAGUUAUUGCUAAUGGUGAAUUAGAGGGGCUAAUUUUAACCGGUAUCACACCGAGCGGUAUAGACCUGUUGCAAUCCUAUGUCAACAAAACUAGCGACGUGCAAUCUGCAGCACUGAUUUCACUAUUUGGAUCACCUAGGUACUUUAAAGACGACCGUGUUGAUGAGUGGGUUUUUGCAUACCGAAAGAUGUUGAAUUCAUGGGGGCUAUUUUCAAAGAGAGCCAAAUUUGACGUAUUGAGAACCAAGUUAUCCACAACGAGCUCGGGUGAAGUAACCACGACAGUCAAACCCAGACAACUGUAUAUCCAGUGUGUCAACUGUAAAAAGAACAUAAACAAGCCGAUCAGCACUCGAAUGAACCUUGCAGGCAAUGCCUUGAACGGUCCAGCGAUGAAGAAAAUAGAUAAUCUGACAGACUCUGGGCAAGCACAAGAAGUGGAGCCUCAUAGAUAUUCAUGCCCACAUUGUGGUACAUCAUUUCCAAGGUGUGCUAUCUGCCUGAUGCCUUUAGGAACCUCCAGUUUACCUUUUGCCAUAAAUGGGAUCAGGUCUGUGGAUUACAAAGAUGUCCCUGAGAGUGCAGAUCUUGGCAACGGCAGUAGAGAAGAGCCAACUGAUACGACUUACAGGGAAGACGGCGACCAAAGAACCGACAUAAUCUCUAGAUCGUCUCAAUUAACAUUCUACAAAAAGAACCUGAGGAGAAAGCAGUUUCGGCUAAACGAGUGGUUCAGUUUCUGUCUUUCAUGCAACCAUGGUAUGCACGCUGGCCAUGCAGAAGAGUGGUUUGCCAAACACAGUGUAUGUCCUACUCAAGGAUGCGAUUGUCAGUGCACGAAAUACUAG